Erinaceus europaeus (western European hedgehog) is the source of this 1949-nucleotide messenger RNA. Its product is annotated as F-box only protein 17. NCBI's taxonomy places the organism in Eukaryota, Metazoa, Chordata, Mammalia, Eulipotyphla, Erinaceidae. The record is from RefSeq and is a predicted model, not a curated record. Bases 342 to 1178 code for a protein of 278 amino acids. The transcript is spliced from 7 exons. Gene Ontology annotation, cellular component: cytoplasm; SCF ubiquitin ligase complex. Gene Ontology annotation, biological process: SCF-dependent proteasomal ubiquitin-dependent protein catabolic process; glycoprotein catabolic process. Gene Ontology annotation, molecular function: protein binding; ubiquitin protein ligase activity.
GAAGAGACAGCAAGGCACAGAAACUUCCUCCCAUGCAUUGGUGCUCCCAUACGGUGCCAGGGAUAGAACCCAGGCUGUAUGCAUAGCAAGGCAGGCAGGCACUCUACAGGGCUUCACCGCUACAGGAAGACUUUUCCAGAUUCAAAGAGACAGGCAGAGGAAAAGAAUACACAGCACUGAAGCUUUAGAAGAUACAUUUCUCAGAAGGGCCUCUGUCUCCGUUGAAACCUUGUUGCCCUUGUGGGAGGGGGUCGCCCCAGUUCCAGAGAUCCCCGGUUGGUCUAUGACCCACAAAUUCCUCAAGAGGGUGGACCCCAGGAACUAUACUCUGGGUGCCGGAGAUGGGCUCCCAGCCCUCGCGGCAGCAGCUGCCCCCGGAGCCCCCCUUCGCCCUGGACUUGCUGCCCCCGGAGCUGCUGGUGCAGGUGCUGAGCCACGUGCCGCCGCGCGCGCUGGUGACCCGCUGCCGCGCCGUGUGCCGCGCCUGGCGGGACGUGGUGGACGGACCGUCCGUGUGGCUGCUGCAGCUGGCCCGCGACCGCAGCGCCCAGGGCCGCGCGCUCUACGCCAUGGCCAAGCGCUGCCCGCCUGGCAGCGAGGACGAGGAGGAGUUCCCGCUCUGCGCCCUAGCGCGCUGCUGCCUGCGCGAGCCUCUGCGCCGUAACCUCAUCUUCAAUUCCUGCGGAGAGCAGGGCUUCCGAGGCUGGGAGGUGGAGCAUGGCGGGAAUGGAUGGGCCGUGGAAAAGAAUGUAAUACUGGUGCCUGGGGCUCCUUCCCAGACCUGCUUUAUAACAUCUUUUGAAUGGUGCUUCAAGAGGCAGCUGGUGGACUUGGUGAUGGAGGGGGUGUGGCAGGAGCUGCUGGACAGUGCCCAGAUCGAGAUCUGUGUGACCGACUGGUGGGGUGCCCGGAAGAACUGUGGCUGCAUCUACCGGCUCCGGGUCCGCCUCCUGGACACGUACGAAAACGAAGUGGUCAAGUUCUCAGCGUCACCCAACCCGGUCCUUCAGUGGACUGAGAGAGGCUGCAGACAGGUCUCCCAUGUCUUCACCAACUUUGGCAAGGGCAUCCGCUAUGUGUCUUUUGAGCAGUAUGGAAGAGACACACGCUCUUGGGUGGGACACUACGGUGCUCUGGUGACCCACUCCAGUGUGAAGGUCAGGAUCCGUGUGUCCUAGCCAGAGCCAUGCAGUCUUCCAGGAUGAACUGCCAUCUGCCAGCCAUCAUCGAUCCAGGGUGGCUUUGGGGCAUCAGAGGAGGCCCCACGGAUAGCGAGGGGCCCAUGUGGCCUGUUCUGGGUGGUCAUGUCUCCCAUUCAUCCUGCUGCUACUUCAGCAUGGUGGUCCUCAUGCUAUGUGACAAGCAAGGGAUCCAGACAUUUUGUCGUCAGCUUCCAGGGUGUGUGUGUGUGUGUGUGUGUGUGUGUGUGUGUGUGUGUGUAAGGGGUCAACAUAACCAGGAAGCAUUCAUUUUGCUGGCAGACCACCUUCUCACACACAUGUCACUGGCAGACUAAGCAUGAGAUGAAGGGGAAACCUGGCUUUCUGGUGGAAGGCAAAGCUGCACAGUCUGGAACAGUCUGCAUGUCCCCUCCAGGGGAACCACAGGGGUGGAACAUCAAAGGAAAGCAGGUCUGGUGUUUGGGGAGUUUCCAGGAUUUCCCCAAGAGGAAGUCAUGAGACCUACACUGGUAUCAUCCAUUAGCUUUUUUGGGCCAGACUGAUGCUGUUCCUUUCAUUGUUUCUAAAAGCAGGCGGUGGCUGAGCCCACAAUGUGUCCCCCCACAGCCACCUCCUUUGGGGUGACACUGUCCUCUCUGCACAUUCAAGCCCAUGUGCACAGGGAUAGAGCAGGCUGAGGGCAUGAGGGCAGCUCUCCUGCCCCUCAGUGCCUCCCUCACUGAGCGUAGCCACCAAACUAGCUCAAUAAAACUGGUGCUAAAUGUGUGA